Molecule: messenger RNA, 3365 nt
Organism: Centrocercus urophasianus (Greater sage-grouse)
Lineage: Eukaryota; Metazoa; Chordata; Aves; Galliformes; Phasianidae
Gene: TLE1
Product: TLE family member 1, transcriptional corepressor
Exons: 20
Coding region: 140-2521 (793 amino acids)
Biological process (GO): regulation of DNA-templated transcription; negative regulation of canonical Wnt signaling pathway
Cellular component (GO): nucleus; transcription regulator complex
Molecular function (GO): protein binding; transcription corepressor activity
Source: RefSeq, a predicted model, not a curated record
CCCACUACAGAGCCGCUCGCCCUCGUGACUCGCCCGUCCCGUCCCACGGAGCUACCGCAUCAGAGUGGCCGCGGCCGGAGGAUGUCCCUGCGGCGGGAUAACUGAGCGCCGCGGGACGGUGUGAGGCGCGUUCGGAGACAUGUUCCCGCAGAGCCGGCACCCCGCGCCGCACCAGGCUGCGGGGCAGCCCUUCAAAUUCACCAUCCCGGAGUCGCUGGACCGCAUCAAGGAGGAGUUCCAGUUCCUCCAGGCUCAGUACCACAGCCUUAAACUGGAAUGUGAGAAACUCGCCAGUGAGAAGACAGAAAUGCAGAGGCACUAUGUGAUGUAUUAUGAAAUGUCAUAUGGAUUAAACAUUGAAAUGCACAAACAGACAGAAAUCGCCAAGAGAUUGAAUACAAUCUGUGCACAAGUCAUCCCAUUUUUGUCUCAGGAACAUCAGCAGCAAGUGGCUCAAGCUGUAGAACGUGCCAAACAAGUGACCAUGGCUGAACUGAAUGCCAUCAUCGGGGUACGUGGCCUUCCAGGUCUACCUCCUACACAGCAGCAGUUGCAGGCUCAACAUCUCUCCCAUGGCCAUGGACCUCCAGUGCCUCUAACACCACAUCCAUCAGGACUUCAGCCUUCAGGAAUCCCUCCACUUGGAAGCAGUGCUGGCCUCCUUGCCCUUUCUAGUGCUUUGGGUGGUCAGUCUCACUUGGCAAUAAAAGAUGACAAGAAGCAUCACGAUGCAGAGCACCACAGAGACAGAGAGCCAGGCACAAGCAAUUCUCUAUUGGUGCCAGACAGUCUGCGAAGCACAGAUAAACGCAGGAAUGGCCCUGAAUAUUCCAAUGACAUCAAAAAGAGAAAGGUGGAUGAUAAGGAUUCCAGCCACUAUGACAGUGAUGGGGACAAGAGUGAUGAUAACUUGGUUGUGGAUGUAUCCAAUGAGGAUCCUUCAUCUCCACGGGCAAGUCCUACUCAUUCACCACGUGAAAAUGGUAUAGAUAAAAGCCGCUUGCUGAAGAAAGAUGCCUCUAGCAGUCCAGCAUCUACAGCCUCUUCAGGAAGUUCCACUUCUCUGAAAUCCAAAGAAAUGAGUUUGCAUGAAAAAGCCAGCACGCCUGUUCUGAAAUCCAGCACACCGACUCCUCGAAGUGACGUGCCAACUCCAGGCACUAGUGCAACUCCAGGACUUCGUCCAGGCCUUGGCAAGCCUCCAACAAUGGACCCUCUGGUGAACCAGGCUGCCGCAGGUUUGCGCACACCUUUGGCUGUACAAGGGCCAUACCCUGCUCCGUUUGGAAUGGUGCCUCAUGCUGGCAUGAAUGGAGAACUAACCAGUCCAGGGGCAGCGUACGCCAGCCUGCACAACAUGUCACCCCAGAUGAGUGCUGCUGCUGCAGCAGCUGCUGUGGUUGCGUAUGGAAGAUCUCCUAUGGUUGGGUUUGAUCCUCCUCCUCACAUGAGAGUACCUGGAAUCCCUCCAAAUCUUGCAGGAAUUCCUGGGGGAAAACCAGCCUACUCCUUUCAUGUUACUGCAGAUGGCCAGAUGCAGCCUGUUCCUUUCCCUCCUGAUGCCCUCAUCGGUCCAGGAAUCCCUCGCCAUGCCCGUCAAAUCAACACUCUGAACCAUGGGGAAGUUGUGUGUGCAGUUACCAUCAGCAACCCCACGAGACAUGUGUACACGGGUGGCAAGGGGUGUGUCAAAGUCUGGGAUAUCAGCCAGCCCGGGAAUAAGAGCCCUGUCUCUCAGCUCGACUGCCUGGCAUGUAUUAACGUAACGGAGGUGAUUUGUGUUGUACAGAACAGAGAUAACUACAUCCGCUCUUGUAAAUUACUGCCUGAUGGAUGCACCCUAAUAGUUGGCGGGGAAGCCAGCACAUUAUCCAUAUGGGACCUGGCAGCGCCAACUCCUCGUAUAAAAGCAGAGCUUACAUCCUCAGCUCCUGCCUGCUAUGCUUUGGCUAUCAGCCCUGACUCCAAGGUGUGCUUUUCCUGCUGCAGUGAUGGGAACAUUGCAGUGUGGGAUCUGCACAAUCAGACAUUGGUCAGGCAAUUCCAGGGCCACACAGAUGGGGCCAGCUGUAUUGACAUUUCUAAUGAUGGUACCAAACUCUGGACAGGAGGUUUGGAUAACACUGUCAGAUCCUGGGACUUGAGAGAAGGGAGACAGCUACAGCAACACGACUUCACAUCACAGAUAUUUUCCCUUGGUUAUUGCCCUACUGGUGAAUGGCUAGCCGUGGGAAUGGAGAGCAGCAACGUGGAAGUGCUACAUGUAAAUAAACCAGACAAAUAUCAGCUGCACCUUCAUGAGAGUUGUGUAUUGUCACUCAAAUUUGCUUACUGUGGUAAAUGGUUUGUGAGUACAGGGAAGGAUAACCUUCUUAAUGCAUGGAGAACUCCUUAUGGAGCCAGUAUAUUCCAGUCCAAAGAAUCUUCAUCAGUGCUUAGCUGUGACAUCUCUGUGGAUGAUAAAUACAUAGUCACUGGCUCUGGAGACAAAAAAGCUACAGUCUAUGAAGUUAUCUACUGAAAAUAUGAUGGGGAUAUAACUUUUAGAAGUUGAACUGGGCCAAAAUUGUUCUUAAUUGUAGAAUUAGAAAGGUUUGCCUUUUAAAAAGGAAUUAAAGUAUUGAGGUUCCAGACCUUGUGAUGAAGUUACUUCGGUUUUUCAAAAUAGAAGGCAACAUCCAGCAACUUAAGUAUUGGCUGUGCGGACCAAACACAACACAGAAGCAAGAUGGACAGAUGUAGCCUAGGUUUUUGACAUAGUUUUAAAAGCCGAGUCUGCUAAAGAAUGUUGAAGCCUUUUUAUUUUUUCUCUUUCUUUAUGACCUCAUGCAAAUUGUUCUCAUUGCCUGAAUAUGGGGAUAACCUUUCUGUUCCUUGCAAUUCAAUUUGCAUCCUGUCCUGUGUAGAGCAGUGGUGUCUCAGAUGAACUUGUUUCCUGGUUUUGCAUCUUGUGAUAUGUUUUUGUAUUUUUGUUGAAGGUCAAACAUUUGUAUAAAUUGUAAAUAUAUUUAGUUUAUUACAGUAAAGGCUUUAGUAUGAACAACCACUCUUCUUCUCCCCUUCCUCCUCCCACUCUUCUUCCCUCCCACUCCUCACCCCCACUUAUUUAAAAGACCUUUUGGGGAUAUAAGUACCUUUUUAGAAGCAAAAGCAAACACUAUGUAUAGUUUGAAAACUGUGUCUUAUUCUUUAUAACUCUUCCUAGAUUCCUUUAUCAUACUUCAAAGUAAUUGUUUUGACAUAUUAGGAUAUCAAAUCCAGUAGAUACUGUCUUGUGCUGCAGGAAAACUAAAAGGCAAUUUUGUACUAAUUAUAGUGUAAAUACAAAAAUUGAACAUUUCAUAAAGUUGUGCAGUUUAUUUUAA